Beta vulgaris subsp. vulgaris (sugar beet) is the source of this 981-nucleotide messenger RNA. RefSeq lists its product as uncharacterized. Gene Ontology annotation, molecular function: RNA binding; RNA methyltransferase activity. The transcript has 4 exons. Gene Ontology annotation, biological process: RNA processing. Lineage: Eukaryota; Viridiplantae; Streptophyta; Magnoliopsida; Caryophyllales; Amaranthaceae. The record is from RefSeq and is a predicted model, not a curated record. Bases 53 to 784 code for a protein of 243 amino acids.
UAGAUGAAAGACGGCAAUGUAGAUGUACAACCUAACCUGACUUUUGAUUGUUAUGAAAAUGAACCAAAAAGAGGGGUUGGUGGAGAGCUUUGUAAUAGUGCACAACAUUGCAAAGCGACACAACGUCGGCACUUUGGCCCGCAGCGCCACCGCAUUUGGCGUAUCAGAGUUAAUACUUGUUGGGCGCAGGGACUUCAAUUCUUUCGGCAACCAUGGCUCCAUCUCUCACCUUCACUUCCGCCAUUUUCACUCUCUCAUUGAAGCUCGCAACUUCCUCAAGGAGAGAGGUUGUGAUAUAUGCGGGGUAGAGAUUACGAAUAAUGCUGCACCUGUGAAUCAACAUCCUUUUAGCAGGAGCACUGCAUUUUUACUUGGCAAUGAGGGAACUGGCCUCUCAGUGAAGGAAUGUGAGAUAUGUGACUUCUUUGUGUACAUUCCACAAUAUGGAAGUGGGACUGCCUCUUUAAAUGUUACUAUAGCAGCUUCUAUCGUACUUCAUCACUUUGGAGUCUGGGCUGGAUUUACUGAGAGGACUCGUGAUGGAAACAAAUUUGUUGUGGCUGAGAAGCCUACAAGACAAUCAAGGCGUGGUUGUAGUACAGAAACAGAUGAUGCUAUUGUAGAGGAGCGUCGUCUGAAGAGGGAAGAUGCUGCUAAUAGAUUUUUUGAUGAACGUGGUGAUGGUGAUGCAUGUACCAACCUUUUGGAUACCUUAUUUGACAAGUUGGAGGAUAACAAAACGGAUUUUAGUGUGUCAGGUGAGACGUCCAUAAGCAGCGGCUAGCUAGCUUUUUGUAAUGUAAUUGAGUAGCUGUUUUUGGCUAUAACAAUGGCUGAGAUAAUCCAUAUGUAUUUUUGGGCGAUGGAUUUUUUAGUUCAGGUUAUGUUAUCAGGUAUCUUGAAAAUAUACGAUGUAUUCACUGUACCUCGAAGUGGUUCAGAUGUUAGCAUAGUUAAGUAAAUCUUGCAAGUUGAACAUCA